AUGGAUAGCAAAGAACAUAUUGAGAAAUUCAAAAGGUACGAGGCUGAAUUUAGGCAAUAUCUGAUGUCAAAGUAUUUCUCGGACAAGACUAUUUCUGGAGGCAAUAUAUUCGAUGUGAAGAUGAAUAUAGACGGACAUACUAUUACUGCUAGCAGGUUGCCCCCAUACCAAUCUUAUCUCGAUCCAGCUACUUUCCAUGAACUAAUCAGCAAAGAAGUGGGUCCUUCGGCUGAAACCCCAUCAACUAGCAUUUCAAAUGGGAAGCCUUCGAACCAAGUCAGCUGA
Molecule: messenger RNA, 285 nt
Organism: Striga hermonthica
Lineage: Eukaryota; Viridiplantae; Streptophyta; Magnoliopsida; Lamiales; Orobanchaceae
Source: the annotation of a GenBank genome assembly